Molecule: messenger RNA, 713 nt
Organism: Pelagomonas calceolata
Lineage: Eukaryota; Pelagophyceae; Pelagomonadales; Pelagomonadaceae
Source: the annotation of a GenBank genome assembly
GCGCAGCCAGCCUGCACGCGCAAAUUGCUGCACUAAAUUGGUCGCGGCAUCGAAUCAAUUCCUAUAAAUAUCAUUCUCUGCCACGCCUGCAAGGAGACGCCGUCUCGCGUGUGUGCCAUCUGCACCUGUGCCUCAGCAUCUGGGUGUGGCCGCCGCAUACGCGACUGCUGUGUGACAGAUAUAGUUGACCUCACAAGAUGCUGCGAGUGACGCCGCUGCUGGUGCUCGCGAGCGGCUUCGCGCCGCGGCACGCACCGUCGCCAUCGACGCGGCAUGGCGUGAGACGGCGCGUCGGCCCCGCUGCUGACGAGUGGCCCGAGCUGACGAACGUCCCGCUGCCAGCGAAACUGGCCGGCGGCCUCUUUUUGUUUGCCGCUUCGGUGCCGCGGCGGGACCGCGCGCUCGCCGACGAGCUCCUCGGGCUUGCGAAGGUCGCGUUGAACAACGACCCAGCGGUCACGUCCGAGCUCGGCUAUGGGCUCGAGCCCGGGGGCGUCUACGCGAGCGCUCGGGCCGGCGAUCGCCUCGCGCUGCAGUUCCAAAUCCAGGGCGGCAACCUCUGGGCGCAAGGUACGGCCCGCGGCGUCCAGACGGCGGAUGGUGUACAGCUCGCGGAGCUCUACGUCACAAACAUGGACGGAGCGAUGAUGGGGGACGGCGGCGCGCGGGUCCGCCUCGACGUGUGAUGUGUGUGAAUUAACAAGUGAAUUAAC